Messenger RNA from Physcomitrium patens, 2075 nucleotides. RefSeq lists its product as uncharacterized. NCBI's taxonomy places the organism in Eukaryota, Viridiplantae, Streptophyta, Bryopsida, Funariales, Funariaceae. The record is from RefSeq and is a predicted model, not a curated record.
GUGGGAUCGGAGUUGUUGUGGUGAGCGGAGCUCGGAGAAUGAAUGGCGAUGGAUCGAUCGCCUCCUUUGUGAAGACAAUUCGGAGAGAACUCAUGCUUCAGCCGCUAUUGCGGUAGAAAAUUGGGACUGAUUGCUAUGGCUGGUGAGGAUGUUGAGGUUUUGGAGGAGGCUGGGCUGCGGGCCGAGGUGGAACCCGUGUUAUUGCAACCACUGGUGGAGGGAGGAGGAGGGAGCGGGUACGCUGCGACUGCGGCGGAGAAAUCCCCCCGGCUGGCGUCUCUGGACGUAUUCCGUGGGCUCUCAAUUGCAGUGAUGAUACUGGUGGACAAUGCCGGAGGGGUUUGGCCAUCUAUAAAUCAUUCUCCUUGGACUGGCAUUACUCUAGCUGACUUUGUGAUGCCCUUUUUUCUGUUCAUAGUGGGUGUAGCACUCGCCCUUACAUACAAGAGAAUAACCAGGGACAAAAAGGUAGCAUCGCAGAAGGCACUAGGCCGAACUGCGAAACUUCUAAUUGUGGGACUUGUUAUUCAAGGUGGCUAUUUCCAUGGACUCCAUGAUACGUCAUAUGGAGUGGACCUAGAACGCAUCCGCUGGUGUGGUGUUCUUCAGAGAAUAGCACUGGCUUACAUGGUAGUUGCCCUCUGUGAGAUUUGGGCCCCGCGCAGACGUCAAGAUGUUUCAAAUGACAAUUUCGCUAUCUUCAAGACAUACCACUUUCACUGGGCGGUGGCAGCUGCAAUUGUGGCGACGUAUUUGGCUCUGUUGUAUGGAGUUUAUGUUCCGGAUUGGGAUUUUAUUCCUCCAACAGUUUUAAAUUCAACUGCCCUUCAUGUGCACUGUGGAGUGAGGGGUAAUAUAGGGCCUGCCUGUAAUGCUGUGGGCUACCUGGAUCGCACUAUUCUGGGCGUAUCGCAUUUGUAUCAAAGGCCAGUGUUUCGACGUACUCCGGCUUGCAGUGUGAACUCCCCGGACUAUGGGCCUCUACCGUCAGGUGCUCCUGAUUGGUGCAAAGCACCUUUUGAUCCUGAAGGUCUUUUGAGCUCUUUGUCAGCAGUCGGCAGCUGUUUUUUGGGGCUACAUUUCGGUCAUGUUCUUGUCCAUCGCAAGGAACAUAUUGCGAGAUUAUGGGAUUGGAUGAUCAUGUCGUUGGUUCUGCUUAUAGUGGGUCUACUUCUUCACCUAUUAGGUGUCCCAUUCAACAAGCCGCUCUAUAGUGUCAGCUAUAUGCUGUUCACGGGAGGUGCUGCAGGAGUCGUAUUUGCAGGCUUUUAUCUCCUGGUGGAUGUCUACGGCUGGAGAGGCCCCACAUUUCUAUUGGAAUGGUUGGGUCAGAAUGCACUUCUCAUGUAUGUCUUAGUUGCUGAAGGAGUAUUUCCAGCUGCUCUCCAGGGAAUAUACUGGAGGAAACCAGAGAAUAACUUGGUUGCUUGGGUGGUUAACAAUGGCCCAUGGCAUAAGCAGGGCCUUACGCACCACCGAGUUCCUUUCACCCUAUCAGAUUUAAAUGCUGCCUGAGACUUAACGGAUCUGUUGCGCUUUGUUACACAGGUCGAUCUUGUUGAGGCGCUUUUUGAGAACAUUAUUGAGUCACGAAGGUGGGCCAAGGUUGUUGAUGUGCUCUGCGAAAUUCUCUUUUGGUGUUUCGUGGCUGGGUUUUUAAAGUACAAAGACAGUUUUUGGAAGCUCUAGGGGGUUCGAGAACAUCUUUUGUGGAACAAAAUGACAAUUUCCUUCGCAGAGUUUUAAUACAGUAUUUUGUGUUGUAAAUAAGGAUUUCCUAGCCUGACUGGUCAAUUGUCGUUGAUGCUUUGGGGAUCUCGCUCAUCGCUAGCAGAGAAGAAUUUUUACAGUAAGCUGAAAUUUACAGUAAAUUAUGCAGAAAGUACUCGGUUUUCAUUCUGCUCCUUAUUCCUACAGCAUCCUGGGUGUAGAAAAAAAGGAGGGGAAUGUGGUCGCCCACCAUGUCUAACCACCUCACCUUAUGCUGUCAUGACGCACUUAAAAACACCUUAAAUGAGCCUUUUCGCUGUCACAUGUAUUUCAUGAAAAAGAAAUGAAGAGACAAUAUAUUUAUA